Ixodes scapularis (black-legged tick) is the source of this 4264-nucleotide messenger RNA. Its product is annotated as putative helicase MOV-10. Gene Ontology annotation, molecular function: 5'-3' RNA helicase activity; RNA binding. The transcript has 18 exons. NCBI's taxonomy places the organism in Eukaryota, Metazoa, Arthropoda, Arachnida, Ixodida, Ixodidae. The coding region runs from base 140 to 3847 and encodes 1235 amino acids. The record is from RefSeq and is a predicted model, not a curated record.
ACGCGGAUGACGCCGAUGAUGCGACGCGCGGUUAGUUCGGUUUGUUAUCUUGACGCGGUCGGUUGUGUAGUGUGUGCUGCUGCUGCGGGUGCCUGUUGUCAGUCUGCGGUCUUCAUGUGCGUCGGCGGAAAGCGAAACUAUGUCUGCGGACACCCCGUUGUGUGCGAGCGACACCGUUUAUAGCGUUUCUGCGGUACCAGCGCUUCCAGCGAUGUCCGACGAGGACGAGCUGACUGAGCCACGCGGUCCGAGUUGUAGGCCCGACCAAGACGCUGAGCCGAACGGCGCACAUUCAAAGGCAGACUUCGUGGCAUUCCUCAGGCGUCACUUGUGCCAAGACGAGGACAGACUUGCACGGGGUAAGAACAUCACCGUGUCCUGUUCGGAGACACGGGAUCGAACGGGCAUCAGUUUGCUGGUCCAGCAGAACCAGGAGCUGCGGUUCAAAGUGUUCAUCCGUGUCUCCAGUGGAUCGACACCUUACGUGUUGCUCCUGGAAUGUGCAUUGCUCUAUCCUGGGCCGCUGGUUGCUUUUAGCGACCCUACUGAUCUCGCUGCGGGAGACAAAGAGAUUAUAAUUGCACCUGGAUCAAGCUAUCCCAUUGGCUUGCAAUGUUUCUCUCAAGACACUGGAACAUUUGUUGUUCCCUUGGCCCUUACUUUCCAGCAGGGUUGCUCCAGCUUAAAGCAGUUUACUGUUUUAACAUUUUUAGAGGUCAGCUGCUCUGAAAAUACCUUUCUGGAACUCCUGGAAGCCAACAUUCCAAAGAAUAUUUCUGCACCAGUUUUGGAAGAGGACUGCACCUCUUCCAAAAAAUCUUCCAAACGGAAAGAUGCCUCUGCCGAAGCUUUGGAAGAUGACUAUUUCGAAGGCGUCGGAUGUUUGGAAGUCAGUUGCUCUAAAAAUGCUUCCGUGGAACCUCUGAAAGUCAAUAUCCCCGAGAGCGCCCCUCUACCAGUUUUGGGAGACGACUGCUCCAAAGAUGUCUCUGCUGAAUUUCUAGAAAAUGACUGUUCCGAAGGUGUUGGACACUUGGUAGUCAGCUGCUCUGAAAAUACUUCCAUGGAACUUCUGGAAAUCAACAUCCUCAAGAAUACCUCUAUACCAGUCUUGGAAGAGGACUGCUCCAAAGAUGCUCCCUCUGCUAAACUUUUGCAAGAUGUCUGUUCUGUCAGUGUUGGGCUUUCAGAACUCAGCUGUUCAAAGAGCACACCUGUGGAAACUUUGGUGGUCAACUGCCCCGAAACUGCUUCUGCAGAGAAUUUAGGCAUCAGCUGGUCUAAGGGCUGGUCUGGAGACAUCUCUGUGGAGCCUUUAAAAGUUGAGUACUUCUCGAGAAGCACCACCACUUUUGGAGGUUCCACUUUUGUGGAACCUUCAAAAGUCGAAUACCCCAAGGAUGACUCUGUGGAAGAUUUGAAAGUUAACUACUCCAAGAACACCUCUGGGGAAGCUCUGAAAGUCAACCGCUCUAAAAGCCGCUAUGUGCAGGAUGUGGAUGUUGAGUACUCCAGAAACAGUUCUCUGGAGUUUUUGGAAGUGAACUUUUACAAAAAUGCUCCUGUAAAACCUUUGGCAGUGAAUGGAUUCAAGAGCACCCAUGGCUGCAAUGGCAGCAAGGGUUAUCAGCCUUCUUUUUGUGUGCACAACCCACAAAGAAUUGGCUUCAGGAAUUUCAGGGGAUUUGGACGUGGACUUCCCAAAGCUCGAUGUGCUGUCGAGGCAUCUGUUCAAGGUAAACCCGUAUCUGACCUGCGAUACAUAUUACCCCUUGGCUUCUACCAUCCUCCCGAGGAGUAUCUGGACCUUUAUGAGCAUGGCAUGGAGUGCUGGGAUGGAAUGCAAGAGAAGCAGGCCAUGUUGCUUAAGGGACUUCUGGAGCGCUUGAAGAGUCCACUGUCCCCAGACACCUACCUCGAGGUGUUUUCAACGCUACUCUUUCUUGAGGAGAUCAAGAUUGACGCGAAUUUUCGGAAACCUGGCAAUGCCAGCUUGCAUCUCAGGCCACUCCCAAACUAUGGAGGAUGGUUUGUUUUGGAGGUUCCAGAUUCGUUGGUUGGAAACUCUUCUAUUCUGGAGGGAAGCAACGUCAAGGUCGAUCUCUACUCUGGCCAAAAGAAGCUGGGUCCUAAAUUUGCGGGCAAAAUCACGGAGAUCAAGACCGGAAUGAUCUUUCUCAAAUUUUCUGAAAGGUUUCAAGAGACAUACAAGGAAGGCAUGAAGGUAGAUCUGCGUUUUGUGUUGAAUCGGUUGCCACUUCGCCUCAUGCAUCGUGCCAUCAGAAUGUGCAACGAGCGAAAGCUCUGGAACUUCGUGCUACCAGAUUGCGAUGACCCUUCACGGCCUGCUGUGAAUAUUAGUGAACUCAGCUUCUUCAACCGCAGUAUUGCGACCAAUGCGGAGCAGUGCAGCGCAGUCGAGAACAUUGUCUUGGGUUUGCACCGACCAUACCCGUUCCUCCUCUUUGGACCACCUGGAACUGGGAAGACCGUCACCCUGGUGGAAGCUUUGAUCCAGGUCUGCACGCUGAUCCCAUCGAGCCACAUCCUGGUGGUGGCACCAUCCAACAGCGCUUGCGACAACCUGGCAGAGAAAUUACUGGGUUAUCUAGGGCCGUCGCAGAUACUCAGGAUAUACUCUGCCUCUGUGCACCGGAGCAAGCUGUCCAAGAAGCUGCAGCACUGUUCAAACUACGUUGCAGGUGGGACCUUCUUCUACCCUGACGUUGAAGACUUGCAGAAGUACAGGGUCAUUGUCACAACUCUUGCUGGCUCUGGAAAGUUGGUGUCUGGGCAGGUGCCCAUAAACCACUUCACGCACAUCUUUGUUGACGAGGCUGGACAGUCGCUGGAGCCAGAGUGCCUCAUCCCUGUGGUGGGGCUCAUGACUCCAUGGAACCUAAAGCGCAAGGGCACGGGGGGACAUCUGAUCCUGGCGGGAGACCCGCUCCAGCUGGGGCCCGUUGUCUGCAACCAGUGGUGCCGGGACCACGGACUGGGAACGUCUCUCCUUGAGCGACUCAUGAAACGGCCUCCAUACAAGCGCCAGGCAGACGGUUGCUACAACCCACGGAUGCUGUCAAAGCUGCUCAAGAACUUCCGCAGUCACAAAGACAUCCUCGAAAUCCCAAACAAGCUGUUCUACGAGGGAGAGCUUCAGGCGUGUGCAGAACGGCGUGUGUGUGAGCAUAUGCUGCAGUGGGAGGGCCUUCCCUGCAAGGGCUGCCCCCUGCUCUUUCAUGCUGUCCGGGGAAGCGACCUGAGGGAGGAGGACAACCCGUCCCACUUCAACCCGGAAGAGAUUCAGCUGGUGCUGCACUACGUGGAUGUCCUGCUCGAGGGCAGCGACAAUUUCUCCGCGAUCAAGGAAGAAGACAUCGGAAUCGUGUCGCCUUACCGCCAGCAGGUGAUGAAAAUCUUGGCUGCGCUGAAUAAACGGGGGCGCAAGGAGGUCACCGUGGGAUCCACGGAGCAGUUCCAGGGUCGAGAGCGUCUGGUGAUCAUCAUUUCCACCGUUCGGAGUGAAGACAAACCUUCGGGAAGCGACUCCCUGAAGUCCCUGGGGUUCCUGACAAACGAAAAGAGGUUCAAUGUCUCCAUCACGAGGGCAAAAGCUUUGCUUAUUGUCAUCGGGAACCCCGACACCUUGAGUGGAGACCCUUGCUGGAGGAGCCUGGUAGAGUUCUGUAUCAAGAAGGGAGCCUACACGGAUGCCCCUUUGGCAGUGCCGACGGAGAGCUGCCCGAAACUUCCAAGCGUGGAGGAUCAACUCUCUAGACUUGUCAUCGGCGACGACACUUCCACCAGCAAGGAACAAAGGCCAGAUCAAUUGGGAUGGCAACACUAAAUGGAUCUGAAGAGUGCCAAAGGCGAACAACUUCCGUACCAGUGCCAACGGUGCUUUUUUUUACUCCACGCGUGCCUUUUGUUCCACGGUCGUCUUUUGCUACGUGGACUCGUUAUUUUGGGAACCAAAGAAAGCCAAAGAACUGUAUAGUAAGCACAUGAGAAAUUAAGUUUUGCAGUAAGUGGUAACUACAAUUUUUAGCCCUGUGAUGUUUUGUUCCACGGGCAUUUUGUAUUGUGAACUUUUUUACUUUGUGAACCGAACAAACCAAUAUACUGUACAUUAGUAAGAUUUAAGUUUUGCAGCAAGCGGUAACCAGCAUGUGGGCCGCAUCUGCAAUUUUUAGCCACUCUUUUUGUACCAAUUGUACAAGUUUUGAUGUUUUUAAUAAAUGAUCCUCCCGGUCCGAUUUCGCAA